Paramacrobiotus metropolitanus is the source of this 1583-nucleotide messenger RNA. RefSeq lists its product as uncharacterized. Gene Ontology annotation, biological process: DNA repair; telomere maintenance. The record is from RefSeq and is a predicted model, not a curated record. NCBI's taxonomy places the organism in Eukaryota, Metazoa, Tardigrada, Eutardigrada, Parachela, Macrobiotidae. Bases 90 to 1583 code for a protein of 497 amino acids. Gene Ontology annotation, molecular function: DNA helicase activity. The transcript is spliced from 6 exons.
ACAAAAAAGAGGAAAAGAUCAACCAGCUGUCAGCCUUAGAUAAAUAUUUUCAAAGACCUGAAAAUGAAAUCUUUGAUGCUUUAACAUACAUGGAUUUUUAUUCAGAAUAUGUUGUCAAUACAAAGAAACCAAAGUCCGUUGACAACGUUAAUGAGUGCCAAAUGUCAGACGGAAAAACCUAUUUUAUUUACUGUCGCAAGACCGUCCAUGUGCCGCGACUGGCUUUAAUUCGCCCACAAGCUGGCGAUGUAUGGUACUUGCGCCUAUUGCUAAAGCACGUACCAUCAAGAUCGUAUGAACAGCUUAGAACAGUGAAUGGUGAAGUAUGCGAAUCGUUUGCGGAUGCUGCAACUAAACUGGGCCUUUUCAAUGAUUCAACUGAAAGCAAAUUGUGCAUGGAAGAAGCGAUUGCACAAUUUUGCAGCCCAGCGCAACUUCGUACACUGUUUUUUCUCCUGGUAACAGAAGGCGCUCCCGGACCAUCGUUAUAUGAAACCUUCAAAAGUCAUAUGGCAGAAGACUACCGACUGAAUCAGAAAUUAUCGGAAUGGGAAUCUGAAAAAAAGUUGUUGUCUGAUCUGUUUGCAAAAUUUGAUUCCGCCGGUAAAAACAUGAACGAUUUUGGGCUGACGGAACCUUUCAGUGAGAAAAACAUGGUUGAACGAGAAAUAGCAAGAUAUAAUCCAGUCCAGAAUGAACUCGAACACGAGCAUUUGUUAUCAAUGUUGAAUAACGAUCAACGCGAGAUAUAUGAUUAUGUAGUUAAAAUGCUGGAGACAAACAGCGGCGGACUUCUAUACAUUAACGGCGCUGCUGGAACGGGAAAAACUUUCUUGGUCAACUGCAUAGCAAACUUAGUACGUGCACAGGGCAAAAUUGCAUUGUGUUGUGCCAGCACAGCUGUUGCAGCAUCAAAUUACGGAGGCGGCCGAACAGCUCACUCGAUGUUUCAAACUGCGGUUGAAAACAACGGAACAGAGCAAAAACUGGAAUGCAACUCGAUGAAAUGCUUCAAAAAGUUAGACGCUCUGCUGAAGUGUGUGGAGGAAUUCUUUUUAUUGGAAUUGGUGAUUUCCGACAAAUCCCUCCUGUUAUCCAGUAUGGAUCAAGAACUCAGAUCAUUGCUUGACAAAGUAGGCGACGGAACAUUCGAAGAAGAUGAAGAAAACUACGUUGUUCUUCCUGAAUACCUCAAUUACACUACUUCAGUUGAAGAAGCAAAAGCCUUCGCUUACCCAAACUUGAAAGAACAAAACCGGAAAAUACUUGACUCGGCGAUAUUGUCUUUGCGAAAUUAUCAAGUUGACGAACUGAACGCUGACAUUUACAAAGAUCUGGCCGGUAAACCCGGAACGCUUUACAGCUUUGACGAGCUUAACUCCGAGGGAUCCGCUGGCUAUUUUGAUGAAGAGUUUAAUGAAGAUUUUUUGCACUCACUAAACGAAAACAACGUUCCACCCCACGAGCUGAAAGUUAAAGAAGGCAUGGAAUGUUAUCUCCUUCGCAAUCUUUCCCCGGAAGACGGGCUUCUGAAUAAUGCCAAAGAAUGGACCUUACCUAUGGAUUAUUUGGCUCUGCUGUAA